Scophthalmus maximus (turbot) is the source of this 1635-nucleotide messenger RNA. Its product is annotated as 2-iminobutanoate/2-iminopropanoate deaminase. The transcript has 7 exons. Gene Ontology annotation, molecular function: deaminase activity. Gene Ontology annotation, cellular component: cytosol. The record is from RefSeq and is a predicted model, not a curated record. Bases 160 to 570 code for a protein of 136 amino acids. Lineage: Eukaryota; Metazoa; Chordata; Actinopteri; Pleuronectiformes; Scophthalmidae.
UCAUCUUCUUCUCCCGCAUCUUCACCUUAGCAGCAGACAUUGUUGUUUUUUUCUACAGAAAACAGGGAGGGGGCAACGUGUGAGACGUCGGCGGACACACUCGGACCAGACUAUCCACAGCUAGCUAGCCACGCUACGUCACUCCACGUUAAAGGGAACAUGGCUGCACUGAUCAGGAGGAUCAUCAGCACAGCCAGAGCUCCUGCUGCCAUCGGCCCGUACAGCCAGGCGGUGAUGGUGGAUCGGACAGUGUACAUCUCCGGCCAACUGGGGAUGGAUCCUGCCAGUGGACAGUUGGUGGAAGGUUGCGUUCAGGCUCAGACCAGACAGGCUCUUGUAAAUAUGGGUGAAAUCCUCAAAGCUGCUGGCUGUGGUUACAAGAAUGUCGUCAAAACCACUGUGCUCUUGGCCGACAUGAACGACUUCACCGACGUCAACGAUGUGUACAAGCAGUUCUUUAGCAGUAGCUAUCCUGCCAGAGCUGCCUACCAGGUCGCUGCUCUUCCCAGAGGUGGACUGGUCGAGAUUGAAGCAGUUGCUGUCUUGGGCCCUCUGACCGAUGUUUCCUAACGAGACCAAUUGUCAAAGAAUAAAAAGAAAACGGGAAAACCCAUGAUCAGUGGAGAGAGAAAAAAAUAUGUGCCUUGUUUGUGGACCAAGCAAUAAUUGAGAAAAAAACGUCAAUCCUGUAUAGCACUAAUCAUUUUCAUUAUAGAUGUAUCAUCUUUUGCACUAAUAGCAGUGAGGCCCAGAGCACUGAUGUUUUUCAUUUUAUUUAAAUGGACAUUUUUACUAUUUCCAUCUCAAUGCAACCGCUUGUUGAUAAUCACUGAAAACUUCCUUUGUGAUAUUUAAAAAAAAAAAAGAUCCAUCAUAAAUCUGUCUGUUGAUGACUGGUUAGGGAGUUCCUCAUAGACACCGUUUCAUGCAGUUGGCUUAAAAUUUAACCCAAUAAAACAACAUAUACUAAUGUACUGAGUAAAAGAAACAUCUCAUAACUCGUCGUAUACUGAGUAUACACUCUGAAGAAAUAUGGUUAAAUAAAAGAGAAGGCGAGGUAGCUUUAAUGCAAAGUAUUUAAGUAAGAGUCCAAGUCCAGUUAAAAAAGCACUUGUAUUAGUGAGUAAAACUUUAUUCUGUACACUAAAAGGUUAGCAGAAUCAUUGACAAAGCUCAGAGGAUGAAUACAUUUCAGAGGAAAGAAAACAGAUGAAGACAUCAGACAUCGAAACAGAUAUUUGUUCCCAUUGAGCACUUCACAUCUUGUGUAUUAAAAUUAUUUUCUAAGAUCUUGAAGAAGUAACAGAGGUUUACACGUCACGUCCACGAGGUGAUUUCUCACUGCGCCACAAAUUUAAAUUCACUCAAAGACAAACCAAUGUGCGCGAUACAUACGCCGUCAUUUUUCAGGAGGAGAAUUGUAUGAACAUCUGCCAGGUAAAGUACAAGCUGCACAAAGGGGCUUCAUGAAACAGCAAGAUGACAACUAUUGCAAUCCUUGGAUCAUGUACGUCCUCAACCUGGUAGUAAUUCAUCAUGUCAUUAGUAAUCCAAUCAUCUCUAUGUAUUUUUGUUUCCUUACACAACACCGUUUUUAUUCAUGAUUUGUAAACCAAUAAAGUGAUAUCAAAGAAG